Molecule: messenger RNA, 4777 nt
Organism: Tribolium castaneum (red flour beetle)
Lineage: Eukaryota; Metazoa; Arthropoda; Insecta; Coleoptera; Tenebrionidae
Exons: 20
Coding region: 163-4134 (1323 amino acids)
Biological process (GO): Rho protein signal transduction; endothelial cell migration
Cellular component (GO): endocytic vesicle; axon; plasma membrane
Molecular function (GO): guanyl-nucleotide exchange factor activity
Source: RefSeq, a predicted model, not a curated record
CACCUUUUUCUAAUCACAUGGUACGCGAUUGGACGCGUUUUUGUUACCAUCACAUGGCGAAAGACCGUCGAAUUUUCCCCGUCAGUGUUUUCGCGAUCGGCUUUGUGUGUCCACUUCGGUUUUCCAGUCGCGACCAUCCGCCGAAAUGCCGAAAGUAAAAAAAUGGUGUCGGAAGAAACGUCGAUGAUUGACGGUGGUAUCUAUCCGAGCUGUUGUCCCGCCGAUAAACUCUGGUUAUCAGAUGAUAAUAACGCGAUUAAACGCGACAGUAGCGUGGAGAGUGCCAGUGAUGUGGAAAGCUUCGUCAGAGAGCUGAUUCGGGAGAUUUGUGAGCGCGUUUGUGAAGUGAUGCCACGUGACCGCCAGAUCCUGGCCGACGAACGCUCAUUGAGGAAAAACCACAGAAGGAUCUCAAUCGUCGAUGACGAGCUCGUCUCAUCUCAGCUCAAGCCGGCCCUAAAUCUGGUCGACGAGAAUGACAACAGUGUCUGCGAGGCUGUUAACCCGGAAAUCGACCGGAAGCCAAAACGCAAGAAAAAACUUUCGUUCAGCUUUUUGCGGAAAGUGAGCAGGGACAGUGAAGACCACCAUGAGGAGACCUACGACCAGUUCGACCCGCACGCCAAGAUUGCCACGCUGCGGAAGAGCAAAAAGUACUCCUCGGCGGUGGAACUCAACCAGAACAAGGGCACUAAGCUGACCAGAACCACCUCGCUCCUGAAAAAACUGGGACAGGAGUCGAAGAACUUCCUCAAGCGGUCUGUGAGUGUGAGGGAGCUGACUCGGAGGUCCAGGGAGAGGCUCAUCAGCGAGGAAAAGGAGUCGGAGUGGAAACAGUCGCUGCAAAGUCUCGUCGAAACCGACGUUAGUGUUAGUUACAAUGACCUUAGUUAUGUGGACUAUGACGCGCUCAAUAACAUUCAGUACGAUUAUUUGCCGGAUAAAGCCAAUAUCGGAAGGACUCAAAGUAUGUACGAAAAGAGAUCUCCCGAAUUCCGGCGCCCCCAUUACUUCCGCGGAAUUUCCUCCACGAGCGAAAUCCUGCAGGAGAACUCAUGUUUGGCUGAACGGUCUGGAGCCUUAUCGCUCCCAUCUCUGCACCACCUCAACCAGGAAAAUGGGGAGACUACCAGCAGUCCCGCCCACAGAUACCGUCGUCGUCCGCAGAGUAUCAGUUCAGAGGAUGGCAGAUACCGUCCCCAGUCCUCCGAAGGCAGUUUCAGGUCGGCUGGAAGUGGCUGUGCCAAGCUGAAACGGCAGAACGCUUGCCGGCAGAAAAACCGCGAUGUCCUCAUUCAGGAAAGCAGACGGACCGAGCAAACGGUCCGGUCCCGGAGCUUAAACCAUUUAGACACUUUAGAAAUGAGGCAAGGCGUCGUUUCGACCACAGAUCCGGCUUUGAAGGACUCGAGAUCCGAACCGGACUGCACCCGACCCCUUCUAGCCCCACCCUCGGUCACCCCGGAGCCGGUAACACCCACCAGGGAAACGCCGCCGGCCCGGAAACACAUGCUUAGUAGAUCUCAAAAAUCGAGCAGUGAAUGUUUCAGUGUUAAUUUCGAAGUAGGAGAUGAAGCUACUUGGGAUAAUGAAUUGUUUUUUAUCGCUCAACACGGGAUCUCGUUACACGAAGCCUUGGCAAAAAUGUGCGAUCUUCGGAACAUCGAUCUGUCACAGUGCGAAGCCCGGCUUUUGGACAAAGAGACCAACACCGAAUCGUUCGUCUCUUUCACCCUAGACACGGGACACCUGGUCGGGAGACACAUCAGAAUCAUAGCCAAAGAAACCAGCAAUAAAAAGGGCACGGGCGCGUUCUACGGUAACCAUUCGCGAAAACAAUCGGGGAGUUAUCGGCCGCGGACGAACACCUUCUUUAGUUCAAGCACGGAAGAGCCGAGUGCUGUGGCCAGUUCCACCUUAUCCCUCCAUGACGGUGAUCAAAGUAAAAAACAGAUCAAACAACGGCUUCAUGCCUUCUUUGGGAAUAGUAAAGAUAAUAAAUACGAGGCUUUGAUUGAACAAUUGGACAAGUAUUCGAAGCAGGGGAUUCCCAAUAAUGUGAGCUAUCCGACGGGACAGUGUCCUUCGGUCGAUGCGUUGCACAAUUUGGAGGACGAUUGGAGAGAAAUCGUCGAUUGCAGUGAGCUGAACGAGAAGCAGCAGCAGCAGCAGACGGCCUUAUGGGAGCUGAUAACCAGCGAGGUCUCGUACAUCCGUACUCUAAAAGUCGUAACGGACUUAUUUCUUGCAUGUUUGCGAGACUUGCAAUCGCACAAACUCCUCAUCGAAAUAGACAGGGAGAAACUUUUCUCCAACAUAACGGAAAUUUUAGACGCGAACGUGAUGUUCUGGCGGAACACACUGUUCCCCUUGAUAAGAGACAUGCGACAACAUAAACGAACCACUUGUAUCGAAAAUAUGGCUGAGGGUUUCUCGAAAAUACACGAAACUUUCCAACCGUAUUACAAGUAUUGUGCGGAACAGUCGCGGUGUCAACAUUACUGCCGCGAAAACAUGGACAGCGAGGUGUUCACGGCGUAUCUCACGUGGUGCGAGAGCCAGAAAGAGUGCAAUAGGUUGCGGUUGAUGGACAUUUUAGUGCAACCGAUGCAAAGACUGACGAAAUACGGGCUUUUGCUGAAAGCCAUUCUGAAGAAUACGGACGAGGACGUCGAAAGGGAGAGUCUACAAACGAUGAUUAAGAUUGUCGAUGAUUUUGUUAUCAACGUUAAUGCGAGUUUGAAACACAAACAGGACAAAGAAAGACUCAAGGGGAUAAUAGCGAGGAUAGAAAGUUAUGAUAUAGUGGACACAAAAGACGACGACAUUGAUAAAAUCCUAAAGAAAGAAAAAAUCUACACCCACCUUGAUUUAACAAGACCUAUGCUGAACUGUCACCCCGAACGUAAAAGGCAUCUGUUACUUGAAGGCGACUUAAAACUGAAAGACACCGGGGCUUCCAAGUUGGAAGUUCAUUGUUUUCUCCUCACCGACAUGCUCCUGAUUUGUAAGCCUUCGACGAAAAAAGGGGGCGCGACUAUGCGAGUGGUGCGUCAACCUUAUCUAGUUGAUAGAUUAGUCGUUUCGGAAUUACAAAGAGAAACCCCAAGCUUGGCCAUAAUUUACAAAAACGAAUUUGACAUGGCUGUGGCUGCGUUCAUCCUUCAAAACAACGACGCGAAAAAAAUUAAAGGUUGGAAAGACGGAAUUGCCAAAGCUCAAGCCUUGUACGCUCAAGCCAAGCAGAUGACGUUUAUUCCGGACGAGCAAAGUCUGGAUGUCGACUACGGAUUAGAGUGUAACUUAGAGAGCGACUACCACAGCCUGCAGCUAGCCCCCAGGUCGCCCCUCGCCACGUCUUCCCGUGCCAGUAGAGUCUCUAGUCUUGCCCACAGUCACAGCGGUUCUGUCGAAAUGAACGACCAAUCGUCUGUCGGCUCGCCGAAGGAAGCUUCCCGCGGGGUCUCCAUCGAGACCGAGAACCGCACCGGAUCGAUUUCCAGCGACGAAGGAGUGCAGCCACUUCCCCCGGACAAGAGUCCCGUCUCCCAGAAGAACUCCUUCAAACGCAACCUCUUCAGCAAGACGCCCAACACCCUCUCCGUUCAGCCCUUCGGCAGCCUGGGCCAAAGUUUGCCCAACUUGACCCUCGGCUCGCCCAACGUGGGCAGUAUGAGCCUAAGUCUCAACCAAAACACCCUCUCGGUGCCCAAUAACAAGAACGGGGGUCAUCUACUCAGCCCCACGCAUCGAGGGAUCUCCUACCCGCCGCCGUCCCCAACCCGAGGCAAUCUCAGACGGGGACUGGCGAUCUCGCAAAGCAAAAACCCGCCCUUAAUUAAGACACGACAUGUGAACUCGACGGCAAGCACCAGUCAAAUACCGGCCAGUUUUGAUUUUGACGUGCCGGUGAUUGCAGGUGUGUCCCCUUCCGAGGAUCAGUGCGAAUCUUUUAGCAGAGGACAUCACCGCCAAGCCAUGAAACGAAUUUAUAGAAAUGAUAAGCGAUAUCAUACUGCGGGUGUCGUGGAUGAUAUAAAGAAAAACGGUACGAGAGAUGCAAGCAUCCACAAACGUUUGUCCUGGAACUGCAGUAGUCAGGAGCAAAGGCCCCCCAACGAGGACCACACCUAGCAUACAUUUAUAAACUCCCUUGUGUCUUGUAUAGUGAUCCUUUUCUUCUUCUACUUUAUAGUCUGUACAGUGCUAGAUUUACUAAAAUGUCUAGUUGAUUGAAAGAGAAUCGAAAACUCGGCUUGGGUUUAUACGGAUUGUACAAAAACCACUGUGGACCAAAAUGAACCCACAAUAUCACGAAAACAAUAAAUUUAUUAGAUGUCAAGAAGGUUUGGCACGUUUACAUUCCUAUUACAUUCCAAGAUAAACCUAAGCAAUACUGUACCUAAUCAAAAGUUCUAUCUGGCCUAAUAUUUAAAGAUUUUGAUAAUACUUUAAGUAGGGAUUUAGAAAUUUAGACCGCUUUAACUGAAUCGAAGUGUCGGGUAGGUUCUCGAAAAACAACUUUUGGAAAUUUUUGGGUUUUUCCAGGAAUUACCGACGCUGCGGUUAUGCGUGGACGACCGCUUUAUAAAAGAGAAAAUCGUUUGUUUUAAACGAAAUAGUACAAUGAAUUUUAUAUUUUGGUAUAAAAUUUUAUAUUUAUUUUUUGCUUAAGAAGUCUAUAUUUAUUUUAGUUACGCUAUUAAAGAAAUAAGAAGUUAAACGAAUGUAUCUUUGUUAUAUUUAUUGAGAACAUCUAAUAAACAGCAUUACUACA